AUGGUGUCCAAGAUAGUGAAGAGAACCCCCACAAAAUCCCUCAGAAACCGGAACAAAAUCCACGGCCGCCGCCGUAAAUCUCCGGCCAAGAGCCCCACCGCCGCCGUGGUCGCCUCCAUCAACCGCUCCAUCCACACCUGCCGCCGCCGCCUNAAAGUCGAGUUCUUUGUCCUGAAACGGCCCUUCGUCGACGAAUUCCUGAGCUUCCUCAGCCGAUCAUCCUUCGAAAUUGUGAUAUUCACAGCUGGCAUCGAGGAGUACGCUUCUCUCGUAAUCGACAGGCUGGACCCCAAGGGCUUGAUCUCUUACAGGCUGUACAGGGACUCAUGCCGGGAAAUAGACGGGAGGUUCGUAAAAGAUCUUGAAAGUGUCGGGAGGGAACUUGACCGAGCAGUGAUCGUGGACGAUAAUCCGUGUUCUUAUCAGCUGCAGCCGAGUAAUGCAGUUCCGGUCAGGCCAUUUACGGAUGAUCUUGGAGAUGAGGAGCUGAAGGGGCUGAUGGGGUUUUUCGGGGGGUUUUUUGAUUCGGCUGAGGAUGUGAGGGAUGCUGUGAGGGAUUAUUUGGAUGAUUUGAAUGUUGUGGGGGAGAAGUUUAUAUAUAGUGUGUGA
This is a messenger RNA of Striga asiatica, 609 nucleotides long. The record is from the annotation of a GenBank genome assembly. NCBI's taxonomy places the organism in Eukaryota, Viridiplantae, Streptophyta, Magnoliopsida, Lamiales, Orobanchaceae.